AUGUCGGCAGAUCCUGUCGUUGGUAUUGGAUGGGAUGUCUUGAAGAGCUAUGUAGUUGUUCCCAUCGAACGUGGAUUCGGACACGUGAUCUGCUCCAAGCGAUUCGCCGACCGUCUUCGGGGGGAAGUCCAGAAUCUGGAGAACGAGGAUCAGAGGGUCAAAAUUCUUGCGGACGAGGCUAGAAGGAAUGUUCGGAAAUUGCUCGAUGUCUUCACAACGUGGAAGGCAAGUGCUGAGAAGGCCUUGGAAGAGGCGCGAGAGCUGUUGGAUGACUUCGAAAAGGCGACCAAUACUUGCUGCUACGGGACUCUUCCCGACCCCAAAUCUCGCUACCAGUUUAGCAGGAAGGCCGAGGGCAAGAUCGAGGCCAUUAAGCAACUCACUCAAAAAUGCAUCAGAUUCAACGGAUUGAACGACAUCUCCUUCAUCGAUCCUGCUUUCACUUCUUCUGCCUUGACGUCAAUGAAGCUUGAGGAUGAUGGUGUCUUCGAAUCCAGAGCUUUGAUGAUACGGAACAUCAUGGGCGCUCUUGCUGACAAUACUAAUAGUGUGGUCGGGGUUUAUGGGAUGGGCGGGAUCGGCAAGUCCACCCUUUUACUGGAUGUUGAAAGGAAAGUAAGCGAAGAGAAGUCGUUUCAUUGGGUCGCGAAGGCCGACGUGUCGGAAAAUCCAGACAUCAAGACGAUUCAAGGAGAGAUUGCGGAUGCAUUGGGCCUUAAUGAGAUAAAGAACAAAGAGACUAUCAGCGGGCGAGCCAAACUUCUGCACGGGAGGUUGAAAGACGAGGAGAGGGAGAAAAAGAAGGUCCUCAUAAUACUGGACAACCUGUGGGAGGGGCUCGACUUAAACAAAGUCGGCAUUCCUUGCGGACAUGACAACAAAGUCACGGGAUGCAAAUUGUUGUUGACGUCAAGAGAUCGUGAUGUUUUGCGAAGGAAUAUGGGCUGCGACAAGGACUUCCUCCUCGGUGGGCUGAAGGAGGAAGAGGCAAAAAGAUUGUUUGAGAGGAUUGUGGGAGCCAAAGUUCGUGAUGACGAUUUCAAACCUUUGGUGAAUGUAGCCCUCAACAAAUGCGCAGGUGUGCCUUUCCUAAUUGUUGCAAUGGCGAAACGUUUUAAAGAUGCUAAUUUGUCUGAAUGGAAAGAUACUUUGAAAAAAGUCGAGAAGUUUAAAGAUAAAGAAAUCAAUGACUCAAUACACCAUAUGUUGCAAUGGAGUUAUGAAAAAUUAGAAGAGGAGGUGAAGUCAUUAUUACAACUGUGUGUUGUUUAUGGUAUUUCCAAGCCUUCUCUUGAAAACUUGGUGAGGUACAGCGUCGGUUUGGGGUUAUUUCAAGAAGUUAGCAGCAUGGAAGAAGCUAGAAAUAGAUUGAGCUCACAUAUCCGCACUCUUCAAGCCUCCUCCCUUCUAUUAGAUAGUGAAGAUGCUUAUGGUUUCAAGAUACAUGACUUGGUUCGUGAGUUUGUUGCCUCCGUUGCUUCAAGAGAUCACUCUUUUUUCGUAUUGAAAGAUAAAGAUAAGUCGAUAAAAGAGUUGCAGAAGAGCAAGCUCGAAAGUUAUAGGGCAAUAUGCUUUCCAUACGUUGACAUGAAAGAGCUUCCCAAAGAAUUAGAUUGCCCUGAGUUGCAGAUCUUUUUGUUGUUCACAAACAACAGAUCUCUUAAUGUCCUGAUUCAUUAUUUCACUCUAUGA
Eucalyptus grandis is the source of this 1692-nucleotide messenger RNA. Its product is annotated as disease resistance protein At4g27190-like. The transcript has a single exon. The coding region runs from base 1 to 1692 and encodes 563 amino acids. The record is from RefSeq and is a predicted model, not a curated record. Gene Ontology annotation, molecular function: ADP binding. Lineage: Eukaryota; Viridiplantae; Streptophyta; Magnoliopsida; Myrtales; Myrtaceae.